Molecule: messenger RNA, 3288 nt
Organism: Brassica rapa (field mustard)
Lineage: Eukaryota; Viridiplantae; Streptophyta; Magnoliopsida; Brassicales; Brassicaceae
Source: RefSeq, a predicted model, not a curated record
GAUGGAUAGUAAAGUUGUUGUAAAACUAGCAUGAGUGAUAAGUUGGACAAAUGUAAUACUAAUCUAGCAAAGAGAAAUAAACGUAUUUUUAUGAAUAAUCCAUUGUGAAAGGGUCCUUCUGUAGUAACGCCGCGGGUAGACAAACAAAAAAUAAAUUUUAGAGGGAAUACAGCCCCCGGCGAGGAUCGAACUCGCGGCCUUUCGCUUACGAAGCGAACGCAAUACCACUAUGCUACGGAGGCGUUUUUGAUUAUUGAUUUUAUUAUGGUUCUAUUUAUUUGGUGUGUAGUAAUUAAUAAGCUUUUCUUCAGAAGAAAAUUAACUAUCAAGCUGAUGAAAACGCAAGUAUAUUGGACCUUAUCACCUUACAUUGUCACAUGAGUGGGCCUAAAUUUAAGUUAUGAUUAUGGGUGUUCUCCUAAAUCGUUAUUUGCAUGACUUCACAUUUUAUGGGCGUUAACUCAAAUAGUCGCAAUGGGCCUUAACUCAAAUAGUCGCAAUGGGCCUUUUUUCCAAAGCAUGUUUCACCCCAAAUAUGUAGUGGAAUUUUCAUUUCUCAAUUGUCUAUAUAUUAUCAAACCAAGUGAACUCCGAAUCAGAAUCAAAAUGGAGAAGAAUCAGUUUCUUUGGUAGACACAGUAGAGAGCUGGCAGAAAGUAGAAACCAACUGACCUGUCGAUUUCAAUGUGAAUGAAAUGAUGAAACAUCUGAGAACUAAUAAUAGCCGUCGAUUUAAACAUCAAUUAAUCUUAAUUAAUUCAACCAAUAAAAACAAAAUAUUAUAUAAUUGAUUACAAAUAUCAAACGGUAUUUGAAUUUUUUUUUAUCAAAAGUAACAUCAAUUAUAAUACAUCAAAAAUAUUUUUUUUAACAUCAAAAACAUCAAAUAAAUGAAAGAGGGAAAUAAUAUAUUACAAAACUCUUUUCAAUUAAAUAAAAAAUAAAAGAAAUGUAAGAAAAUGAAAAGAAUUUAAGACUAAAUUAUUUUAAAAUAUUGAUUGGGAAAAGGAGAAAAAAAAUCCAGUGGGAUUCAUUUAGAGUACGGAUCCAAAUCAUAUCUCAUAGGAAACCCAUGCAGGAACAGUACAUUUUCAGCUCUUAAAUGCUGACUUUGUCUGACACAUGAUCUGCUCAGUAAUUACGUGGCGGAACACUUAAAACAAUCGGACGGUUAUAGUAUCUUCUUCACUACACACCAUUCGAUUGAGAGGGUGAAGGAUAUAUAGAUAGAAUUAAGCGUUUAGUCAUUUCGUGUGUGUGACAUUUAUAAAAAUCGAUCGAGAGCAAGGAGACAGCUUCGGAUUAUCCGUCUUUUCUUUUCAGAAUGUGCAAACUUUGAGAAAAAUAUUGUAGUUCAAAACAGGAGAGAGCUUGGUUUUAUUUCCCUGCUGCUUUCGAAGAGAGACCACAAGAUGUGGAACUGAGAUUUUUCUUUCUCUCUUUACAACCUCCUCUUGAGUGUUUCUUCUUCACACCUCUUUUUUUUUUAGUGGUGAAGAAAGGAGACAGGGUGAAUCGUAAAAUGGAAGAUGUGAGACGUGGAGGAGUAACCAAUCGAUUUUCCAAUAAAAUAUCUCUAGGAAAGUCAAAGAAAGGAAUGUUUAAGAAACUGGGUUUAUCUGAUGCUGAGAAGAUGAUGCGUUACAAGUGUCCUUCUUCCGAUUUAGAAACUGACGUCUCUUCUAAGAAGAAGAUGAAGAAGUCUAACCUUCCCAGAAAGGACACUAAUGGUGUGGAUCAUCAUGCCUCUGUACCAAGGAAGCUUCGUUCAGCCAUGAAGAAGAGGAAUCUUGAAUAUGUUAAGAAGAAAAAUCAAGAAAUGGAUGCAAAAGCUAAUGUUCCUGAGUCCAUUUCAAAAGAUGAGAAAGAAGUUGCGGAGACGCUAUACGGUUUAGCUGAUAUGUUUACUGACACUAACUCCAUUGAUAGUGAUCCUUUCUUAUCUGAUGGCAAAGAAACCAGCAAAGUUGACUCAAUCUUGGUUGUGGAAACUGCAUCACUUGAACCUGCGGCUUCAUUUCUCUCUUCAGCCAAACCUAAGCAGAUUGAUGAGGAGCCGUUACAGCAGCAAGAUCCUAACCAAGGCAGCUUAACAGGACUGAAGCAAAACAGCUCAGUGAAUGUGAGUGAUGCAGCGUUAAGCACAAGAGCCUUCGAAACAAAGGUUGCAACAAGUGAUAUCGACUAUAAGAGCAACGGUCUUGCGCUGUGGCCUGGGCUAUCUUCAACCACUCAAUCCAGCUCCCACGUUCUUUCAGAGCCAUCUUCUACAAAGCUUCCACAUUGGAUGAUGGGUCAAGCUGUUUCCCCUACCAAGAAUGCUUCACUCUUGAGCGAACCGUUAAGAGUCCGUACGAGAAAAUUUAAAAAAUGUGCCUCCCACAUUUAUAUUUGUCGGCUCAUCAAAGCGUUACAGACCAGUAAGAGUAGUCCCGUGGCACUUCUUAACCAAACCGAAGAAAGAUCUUUAAAAACGUCAUCUAAGAGGUAUCAAAAUCCACAUCUGCUCGAUUUAGGCAAGAAACAUAAUCCAAAACUUGUGCAAGAAAACAUGACUCAGCUUGGUCUCGAGCUUUAUGCACCACACACUACACAAAAACAGGACUACGACUUCCUGUCUCUCUCAUCACAACCUCAUUUCCCAUUCCCAAACUCGUUUCCACAGUAUCCAAUCUCUGGAGCUUACAAUAACCAACUCUCACCUGCGCCUUCUAGCCAUCAGAUGCAGCAAAUGUCUCCUUAUCUAGCUAGUCGAUUCCAAACCGCUUACAACGCAAACCAGCAGCAGCAGCUACAGCUUCAGAAAAGGCUCUGGGCUAAUCAGUUCAGACAACCAACAAGUAGAAACUCUAUGCCGCCAUUAUCAAACCAACACAGUAAAUCAAGCCUCUCCUUAAACAUGACUAGUAUUCAACCUCUACACGUUGCUUCCUCCCCAAGGUACAGCAACAAUAUAUCUCAACAGCAAUAUCGUCUCAUGGCUGCUUCUGCAGCAGCAAUGUCAAUGAGCCAUCGCCAUAACAAUAAUCCUUCACGAACGGUGAUGAACAGACAAGCAGUCGUGAAGAUGUUCUGAUUUAUAGUUAAAAACAGAGUUCUGUUUCUAUCUUUGCCGGAAUUUGAGAUGGUGUUUUUUUUACUCAGGUGAUGAAAAUAGGAUGAACUAGGAUUGUCAGAGAGAGAUGACUGAACCCUACUUGUUUGAGAAAACUCUUUAAUGUCUCUUUGUGUAAAUGAUCAACGUGUUCUGAAAAGGAUAAAGUUCCAAGUAGAUUUUUAAAGGAUCUU